AUGUUGAGCGCACACGAAACGUUCCCUGGUACCGAUAUAUACGGCCCAGGCACCUUUAUCGACAAGGAAGUCCUUCCCGUGCCCGAAGAUGCCCGCCGGAUAUUCGAAUUCUUGGCUUCUAGUACCCCCGGCUUUACACAGGACAAGGCAGCAUGGGACACUGUGAAGUUCGAAGGACAACCUAAGCCCAUGGUCCAAGGACCAAUCAAGUCGCCGGUAGUGGCAGCUGCGUUGCAUGCAAUGGCAGGCUUGGUUGGAAACGAGCUGCUGGAGCUUCGGGAUGGUACGAAGGUGAUUGACAACAAAGUCACAGUUGACACAGACCAUGCCGGGAUCUGGCUUGGUUCUGUAUUCACCACCUACAUCAAUGGCUCAGACGUUUCCGCACUGGCACGGUCAGGCAAAUUGGGCUCUCUGUUUGAAAAAGACAUGGAGCAGGGAUUCAGUGCAGGGAUUGCAGGCCGCACCACAGCGAUUUACCAAACAAAAGAUUUGAAAGUGUGGUACCAGCUCCACGGUUCCCUGGAUGCCAAAAGGACACUCGAGAGCAUGGGAAUCGAUACCAAUGUUUCUUUCGACACAGCACAGGGAUAUUAUGAUUACAUCCAGAGCCAUGUAAUUCAAUGGAGCCCCGAUGAGCUUGAGAUGCACAAUGUGCGCCAUGGCCUUUGUGGAAGCAUCUGCUACUCGCCGGAUGGGUGGAGAAAGACCGAAUUUGGACAACGAUUGGCGAAGCAUCCCCUGGUGAAUGUCACUGAGGAGACAUAUGCGAAGUCUACGCCAAAGGUUCCUUUGCCUAAAAACCUAUCUGAUCGUCGGCCGCUUGCUGGGAUUAAGGUACUGGAGAUGGUCCGGAUCAUCGCUGGUCCUCAAGCAGGUGUUGCGCUAUCGUCAUACGGAGCCGAUGUGAUUCGGGUUAACUGUAGCCGAUUGGCUGAUUUAAACGCAUUGCAACUCACGCUCAACGCUGGAAAGCGGACAAUCGAUCUUGAUAUCACAAAGCCCGAGGAUAUCGCACGUUUACAGGAGCUAGUUGCAGAUGUUGAUAUCUUUGUUCAAGGUUUCCGCUGGGGAUCGCUCGGUCGCAAGGGGCUUGGGCUCUAUGAUCUUCUAAAGGUGGCAGCCGAGAGAAACAAGGGAAUCAUCUAUGUGGACGAGAACUGCUACGGACCAGAUGGUCUUUUUGCUGAGCGGCCUGGUUGGCAACAAAUUGGAGAUGCGGCAUCUGGAAGCUCAUAUGUCAUGGGCCGAUCGCAGGGCCAUGAUGAGGGAAAGAGUGUGCUGCCACCUCUUCCUGUUUCGGAUAUGAUCACUGGCAUCGUGGGAGCACUUGGUGCGAUGAUUGCAGUCCGAGACCGUGCUGUCAAGGGGGGUUCGUAUCAUGUUUCGACGUCACUGGUGGCUGCGGAUACCAUUUCUCUCGAGAAAGAAGUCGGCUUGUAUCCUCCUGAAGUCGUCAAGCAGACAGCUGAACGUUUCGGCUUUCCUCCAAUUACGCCGGACCAGUUUGUUUCAGAGGUCCUGAUCUCGGUGAUUGAUGGCUGGAAGAGGGGACUCCCGGGUUAUUUGGAUGAAGAUUCGAAGCUUAUGAUGACAUUUGAAGAUGGCUAUUGGGGACGCCAGUCGCUUUUGAAGCCCGUCGCAAGAUUAGGCAUUGAUGAGGCGACACCCACCUGGACCUCUGCACCGGUGCCAAACUGCCACCAUGAGCGGGGGAUCAGCUGGGCGUGA
Penicillium longicatenatum is the source of this 1731-nucleotide messenger RNA. RefSeq names its product CoA-transferase family III. The transcript has 2 exons. Gene Ontology annotation, molecular function: catalytic activity. Lineage: Eukaryota; Fungi; Ascomycota; Eurotiomycetes; Eurotiales; Aspergillaceae. The coding region runs from base 1 to 1731 and encodes 576 amino acids. The record is from RefSeq and is a predicted model, not a curated record.